AUGUCUGAAACACAACUAUCAGAUCAAUACUUAUACCAAAGCUCUCUUCAGAGCGACCCGGAGGUCAAAGUAUCCUCCGGCAAGCGAGUACCCUUUGUUAUCGACUUGAAUCAGGGUUCGUAUCAGAAUGGAGUCAUCACAAUUGAUGCUACCUCACAGCUAAAUGGAAGUGAAGGAUUUGCUUGUCUCCGUGAUGCCUAUCUCAUGCUCCCAUACAAGGUAUCGAUGAAGAAUGGCAGUACUGCACAAACUGCUGCUGCCAAUCGCUUCUGCGCUACUCUAAAGUGUGGAAACUGGAAUGUUAUCGACUCCAUGUCUCUGGAGCUUAAUGGUAAAACCAUCGUCUCUAUGGCUGAUUACAAGCUGUUUUGGAAUAACAUUCGUGCUCAGACGAGCUACAGUCCUCAGUACGUUGAGAAGCAUGGAGCUGAGUCUUUCCUAUACCCUGAUGCUGCUCAGUCAGCUUUGUAUAGUUCUGCUACAAGCUCCUUAACAGGCGAUGGCUAUUCUAACAACACCGCGUUCUCAUCUGCGUUCGCUACUACUGGACCCUCUGGUGGUGCCUCGAUCGUCAAUGAUGGUCUAGUAAGGCGUUUGCUUUCGAACCCUCCAAAUGCAAACACUGAUUUCUCUUCCUCAUGGCCUUCACUGGGUGCUGCCGCGGCUUCUACUAAUAUCGCUAAUCAGACUGCACGUGGUGCAUUUGUAGCUGGUGUUGCAACGGCUGCUGGAAUCAUGGGCACGUGGAACUACAUGCUAAAAGUGAAGCUCACUGAUCUGCAUCCUAUCUUCAAAGAGCUCGAUCUCAUCGCUAACCCUCAAAUUCGUCUGCGUUUUCGAGUCAAUCAAGGAACGUCUGUCGUUGCUGUAGAUUCUGGGAAAGGAAUGUCGCUCACAAGUACAACACUUUCCUCUGGAAACACGUGUCCGGUGAUGGUAUCUGCCUCAAGCACGGGUAAUCCGAUGGCUGGAGUCCUUGCAGCAUCAGCUGGAUUCAGUGUUUCAUGGGGCGCCGUCGUAAAUGCACUCGAGCCUACUGUUGAUGGUACUUACAUGCCAUUCACUACUUCUCGUCUAUAUGUCCCAUUCGUACAUUUGGAAAAUCCUCAAGCUAUCAUCUCCAAGCCCGUUAAGAAGGUGCGAUACAACGAUUGUUAUGCUCAGUGGUUUAAUCAGCGAGCUGGCAUUGGUAAGCAAGCUACUCAGCACAACGCUUCGUUUGAUCUCCAACUAUCGGCUUCUAUCAAGAAUGCUAAGUAUGUUAUCCUACUCCCUUUCGCUGAGCAGACGG
Plasmopara halstedii is the source of this 1291-nucleotide messenger RNA. RefSeq lists its product as uncharacterized. The record is from RefSeq and is a predicted model, not a curated record. The annotation marks the transcript as partial. The transcript has a single exon. NCBI's taxonomy places the organism in Eukaryota, Oomycota, Peronosporomycetes, Peronosporales, Peronosporaceae.